This is a messenger RNA of Puccinia graminis f. sp. tritici CRL 75-36-700-3, 2079 nucleotides long. RefSeq lists its product as uncharacterized. The coding region runs from base 120 to 1988 and encodes 622 amino acids. The record is from RefSeq and is a predicted model, not a curated record. Lineage: Eukaryota; Fungi; Basidiomycota; Pucciniomycetes; Pucciniales; Pucciniaceae. The transcript is spliced from 2 exons.
AUCGACAAAGACUUCUUAUACCUUUGAUAUGCUAUCUAACGAUAGGUUUAUUACCGUGUUGCAAUAACACCGUCAUUCAGGGAACUGGGUCAGGAAGCGUUGAUGAUCUUAAUAGGGCUAUGGACAAUGGUCUGACUUCGAAGGCCAGUUGGAGUUCAAGCCAACCAUCGAAUGGAUUGGAGGUCGAAUUUCUGAGCACUUCAGCAGAUCAGGAGCAGCGGAAACCCACUCUCGAGACCCUGAACUUAUUUCCUCUUCUUCCAACACCUCAAACACAUGUGACGAGCAAAACGUAUGAGGAGAGUCCUCCUCCAAAGCGCGCAAGGCUUAUGGACCCCUAUGAAAACCAUCCCUUGCCGCCGGAAAAGCUACGCUAUCAUGGUGGGUCGCAGCAAAUGGCUCCUUCAUCCAGCACCACUCCACAGAAAUUGCGCACAACAUUUCAGUUUGUCAAUCCGGGUCCAAUUGCCUCUCGAGUGGCAACGCGAGGAGACUUGGCCAAUUCAAACACAUUUCUUCCUUUGCAUCCUAGUUUGCACCAUCUGCUGGGCAACCCACGUCCUACCGGAUUCGAGCACAGAGCCAAGGAAGCUAUUUCCCCAGAGACUAUGCGAGGAGACCUGGCAAAUCCAAACCCAUUUCUGGCCUUGCAUCCUAGUUUGCACUAUUUGCUGGGGAAAAACCCACGUCCUACCGGAUUCGAGCACAGAGCCAAGGGAGCUAUCGGACAAGAUGCCGCUUCUCAUCGCGAGUCCUACCCGGCGCAAUCGUACUUCAAAGUGACAAACACGCGACACGCUUUUGAGGGAGUCCCAAAAACCCCGCUGGUUGCUCCCACCAUCGUUCAAGUUGAAAGCCUUAACGCAAUCUCAUGGGAAAAGAUCAGCAAGCGCUACUCUUGUCAAAUUUUAGCUUGGAAUCCAUCUCAUAUUGAGGUGGCCACUGCCCUCAGUGCUCAUGCGAUGGUAAACGAGUUUCUAAAGAAAGUAAUAGAUCUUCCAAUCUUUGAACAAUUAAAUCAAAUGCACGGCUCGCACAUGAUUCUGAUCCCGUUUCUUUACAAACUGAGGAUGAAGCCACUCACGGAACAUAACUGGCAACAAGUCAUUGAAGUGUGGCGCAGGCUAUGGCGCGUGUCAGACCUUCCUGAAUUCCAGCCAAUUGGAUUGGCGUCUACGGCUUUAUCAGCUGACCAUGUCUUGAAGAAAUAUCUCUGGAUCUCUGAUUUCAUAUUAGAAUCAACAAUCCCUCAGUUGUAUCAAGAUUCUCAAUUAAAAUUUGUUACAAGUUCUGGGAAAGUUAUCAGGAAACAAACAGAUUUCAAGCUCAACACCCCCGUAGCCAAAGUGAUCAAAUACCUAUCAGACGGUAGAAGUGAAAAUACCUCAAGUUCCAUCAUUCGCAACUUGAACCCCGAAAUAGAACGUAUCGCCGUUGUUUUAAACAGGGAGGCUAUCGUUUGGAGUUACAAUGUCGAGGAUGCAGAACGGAUCCGAGCCCCGUGGCCAAAUGGAAUACAACCAGCUGCCCCAUUGAUAGGCACAGUGCUAAGUCGAUUGAAGUCAACUGCUGAAUUGAUUAAUAAGCCAAUAUCACACAUCGUAGCAGGGCCGCGAAACAUCGAGCCGUAUGAUUGGACGAUCAUCCAAGAUUUCCUGGUAAAAGGAUUACUUUACAAACAUCGUCUCGAAGACAGAGAAAUCGAGAUCAAACUGUGCAGUCUUCCUGAGCCGCUUCAACGGCAAGUCCAACAAAUCCAUCACAUCGCCGAGUUGGAUCAAGCAAGACAGGCAAGUUCUUCAAGUCCUUUGGAGACGAGCGAUGGGUUGCCACUUAAAUACAUGAUAGUACUUUUGGACCGGGAGCUGCUCAACUCUUUUUGGGCAUUCAGUCAACAGAAGCCUGCUCAAUAUGAAGAGACAAACUUUUUACCCCAAAAGAUCCAUAAAUUCUUUGCUGACAGAUUUUCACAACGCCUCAUGACAUGAGUUGACCUGGCAGGAAUUAUGCAUUCAAGAUUGUCUAACAAAAAUGUUCACACUAGAUUUUUGUUCGAAAUUUUUGCUGACAAAGAAGUCC